CCAGACGCGAUUAAGCAGCUAGUAAAGUAGAGCAAUGUCAGGUGUCGAGGAUAGCUCAAAUGAAUAUGUAGACGCGAAAGAAGACGUGGAGUUUAAUGUAGAGGCUGAGGACCACCUGGAGGAUGACUUUCUCGAGGACCCGACUCGAUAUAAGUUUUACAGAGACAGAAAGGAGUGGGCAGACCUGGAGCCUGUUCCUCAGGAUGAUGGACCAAAUCCUGUAGUGAAGAUCGCCUACUCUGAAAAGUUCUCAGAUGUUUAUGACUAUUUCCGUGCCCUCCUGAAGAAUGAUGAAAAAAGCGAGCGUGCUUUUGCCUUGACAGCAGAUGCCAUUGAGCUAAAUGCGGCAAAUUACACAGUAUGGCACUACAGGCGAGUAUUACUGCAAGCCCUGAGAAAAGACCUGAGGGAGGAGAUGAGGUACAUUACUGCCAUCAUCGAGGAGCAGCCCAAAAACUACCAAGUCUGGCAUCACAGACGUAUGGUGGUAGAGUGGUUGAACGACCCCUCAGAGGAGCUGGAGUUCAUUGCAGACAUUCUCAGCCAAGAUGCAAAGAACUACCACGCCUGGCAGCACAGACAGUGGGUCAUACAGGAGUAUAAACUGUGGGACAAUGAGCUAGAAUUUGUGGAGAACCUUUUGGAAGAAGAUGUGAGGAAUAACUCCUCAUGGAACCAGAGGCAUUUUGUCAUUUCUCACACUACAGGCUUCUCUGAUCCAGCUGUACUGGAGAGGGAGAUUCAGUAUUGUGUCACCCAGAUCAAGAAAGCCCCCCACAAUGAAAGUGCAUGGAACUAUUUGAAAGGGAUGCUGCCAGACAGAGGUCUGUCGUCCCAGCCGGGCCUGCUGGAGAAAGUCCUGGAGCUGAAGGAGACACAUUGUUCACCUUACCUUCUAGCGUUUCUCUUUGAUUGCUAUGAGGACGCCUUGGAGAAUGGCGUCGACAAAGAAAACGCAGAUGAGGAGGAACGAAAGGAAACUUUAAGAAGGGCUCUAGAAAUUUGUGAACUUCUGGCGCAGGAGAAGGACACGGUCCGUAAAGAGUACUGGCUGUUUUUGGGACGAUCUUUAAAGGGCAAAUACGGAACCAGCGUCCCCUCUGCUGAGCCUAUGGCAGAUGACCCUAAACCUUUAGCCCCUACAUCUGGGCAGCAGGACAUGAACUAGACCCCCUGGGAGACUUACCACCAUUUCCACUCCUGUCCUGUCUUAUUAAUGUCCUCAGCAGAGUUUGAUAUUACUGUAAAUUGCUAUUAACCACUAACAAAAGGUCAUAUAGAGAAGAAACAGAGAUUGACAUCAAACAGAUACAAUACAAAUAAUACAUUAAAAUCCCUCCCUUGCUAAAAUCUAAUUUACAAAUGUCGCAUUAGAAAACUCAAUGUUGUCUUUUUUUCUUCUUUUUUUUUUUACCUUUGCUCAUCCUAAAUUAAAGAAUAGGAUCCAUAAAACCUCACAUUACACAAUGUCAUAUAUCUUGAAUUGGAAAUCAAUCAGCUGAAUAUAUCAGUCUGUUUGACAGCAGGCCUCUGAGUGUGUUUGCAUGCACACUUUAUUCAAUUUAUAGUCUUUUUGAGUGAUUAUAGGUACACAUCUGAGGUUAUAUAUCUAAUAAGAGAAAUAAAUCUAUCAGGAGGAUCUUAUUUUUUUGUUAUUUUAAAAUGUAAUUUAUAAGUUAGAUGUUUGGUAACCUAGAAGUUUAACAGUGAUAUGUUUGAACAGCCACAUUAGAGACUCCAAAUAAGACUUUAAAUGGAGUAUUGUGUGCAUGUAAACCCACUCUGAACAUAAAUCCUGCAACAUUUCUUGAUUGUUCAGUGGUGUCAGUUGGAGAAUACAUGUCAAUAUGUUUUAAUGGAGGG
Molecule: messenger RNA, 1863 nt
Organism: Scomber japonicus (chub mackerel)
Lineage: Eukaryota; Metazoa; Chordata; Actinopteri; Scombriformes; Scombridae
Gene: fnta
Product: farnesyltransferase, CAAX box, alpha
Exons: 9
Coding region: 35-1168 (377 amino acids)
Biological process (GO): protein geranylgeranylation; protein farnesylation
Cellular component (GO): protein farnesyltransferase complex; cytoplasm; CAAX-protein geranylgeranyltransferase complex
Molecular function (GO): CAAX-protein geranylgeranyltransferase activity; protein farnesyltransferase activity
Source: RefSeq, a predicted model, not a curated record